AUGGCGGCAGCGAUAUCAUCAGCGAAUUGGGCAUUUGUUGCUGCAAGACGUGGACGACGACAAUGGCCUUUGUCCUGUAAUUUGUCUUCUUCGACACCAAACACAAGAAGGCUCAUUCUAUACUCGAAACCAGGUUGUUGCCUCUGCGAUGGUCUCAAAGAGAAGCUCCAAGCUGCUUUCUCUCUGUCUGGUCCUGAUUCACUCAACGACGUCACUCUUCAGGUUAGGGAUAUAACUACGAAUCCAGAGUGGGAAAAGGCUUAUCAGUAUGAGAUUCCAGUCUUAGCUAAAGAGAAUUCUGAUGGCAAAGAGGAGAUUUUGCCAAGACUGUCUCCACGUUUAAGUGUGGAACUCAUACAGAAGAAGCUACUUGCUGCCUUUAGUUGA
Molecule: messenger RNA, 387 nt
Organism: Microthlaspi erraticum
Lineage: Eukaryota; Viridiplantae; Streptophyta; Magnoliopsida; Brassicales; Brassicaceae
Source: the annotation of a GenBank genome assembly